This is a messenger RNA of Argiope bruennichi, 1241 nucleotides long. RefSeq lists its product as uncharacterized. Lineage: Eukaryota; Metazoa; Arthropoda; Arachnida; Araneae; Araneidae. The record is from RefSeq and is a predicted model, not a curated record. The transcript is spliced from 3 exons. Bases 40 to 1134 code for a protein of 364 amino acids.
GCUCACUUCGUAUUUAGCAAAACCGCUUCUGCAGCAAUAAUGUAUCUUGCAAUAGUUUUCAUUGUUCUUUUCAGAAUUUCAUUUGGAUUAAUCCGGAAUUCCGAAUUGGAUCAGCUGUUCCUUGAUUUGAAUGACAGAAAUACUAAAUUUUACCAUGUUAAAAAUACAGGGGAAUCAGAUGAAAUUGCGCAAAAAGAGCCGAUUUUCAUCAGUUUUUUAAAAACUGAUGUUCGAUCCGGGAAUUUAAAAACUUCGCCAGCUUUCAGUAGCAGUGUCUUACAAGAUCCUUUGAAUGGUAUAACUGAGAAAGCAAGUAAAGUGAUAUCAAAAAAUAUUUUGGAAGAUACUUUGGAAACUGUUGCAGAAGUAAGUGAUGUCUUAAACAACAAAAUCCAGGAAGAUUCUUUAGAAAUUAUUGAUGAAAAAGUUGGCAAAUCCUUAUCCGGAGGUAUCUUGGAAGAACCUCUUACUAGGAAAACAAGAGCAGCCAUACAAAGCAAGAGCACAGAAAUUCCAGAGAUAACUGUUGUUGCAAAUGCAGAGCUGGAUGAAGGAAACAGAUGCAGCUGUAAGAGCGUGACAAGUUUAUCCAAGGUUCCUGCGGUGUUUAUAUUUGUAAAUACCGUUAUUAAAACUAUCCAGUCUUCAGAAUUGCUGACCAUACUCUUCGACAUCACCGACGCUACACCUGAACAAUUUGGACAGUAUAAAUGCAGGUUUAUUGCAGACUUCUUCCGGAGACGUGGCUUCAUUAAUGCUAAUAUAAUCGCCGCUUUCGCCGUACGUCCCAUCGCCAAAUACUUUGAUGUCCUUCUGCCGGAGACGAUGAUGCAGGUUUACGCCAAUUACAUUGCCAAAUUCCUAUUUGCUGAAGGAAUCCUCACUGCUGAUAAUGCAGAAAAACUAGCUAUGAUGUUGUAUAGCAAAUGGGAAGAAAGCGCCAAAAUCUAUAAAAUAAAUUAUGAAAGCGGUUACACUACUAAAUUUCAAGCUAUAACAGAUGGUGAGACUGGUUUCCUUCUAUCUUUUGGAGAGUUUUCAUAUUCAGAAUCAUGGGAGAUAUCUUUCUACUUUGCUCACGAAUGGUUAUUGGCUGCUGUGGAUUAUGGAACUCUUAGAGAUCUCACCGAAUAAAACAAAAUUUUUCAUACAUAUACAACAUAAUUUUUUUUUGUUCCACAUUAUUUUUUCACAUUAAUAAUUCGAUGAAGAUAACAUAUUACUAUUAAUAUAACAUAACA